GGAGUAGUAUUGUGUUGCUGCCUUAAGGAACUGCCCUCACGUCACCAUUGAAAUCCACGUCUGGGACUGCAGUGCAGUUGGUGGUCUGCAGCCGUCUCUCACGUGGCUAGGCUGUUAGGUCAACGGGCUAAAGCUAGCUAGCUGACGCGGAGUAAGAUCCAGUUUUCUGAUCAAACCUUCUCCUUCCAGUGUUGUGUCGAAUGUAGGUAAAGUGGCUACCAACACCACAAAAGAUAGAGACACCUUUAUAACGCAAUCCGUAGCAAGUAUUAGCCUACUACGAGUUUUUUUAGAAAUCCACAAACAAGAAGCGCUGCGCUGAUGUUGCGCUAGUCUCUCCUCUUGCGCUACCUUCUGACUAUCUUGGUUCAUUGUCCCUGACAAAGGUUCACAGCACACUACAAAACUCAGUCAACUUAACAUUUAAUAAAAUUUAUGUGAAUAUUUGCUCAUAAUAAUAUAUUACUUUUCUUUCUACUGUCUUUAUAAGCUUAGAUAAUGAGUUUUUCUUUGUGAAUAACAACACCAAAAUUUACAAAGUCGCACCAGACAGCUGGAAGAAAGUGCCUACAGCCGCCUUUGUCCUUUUCUUCAGGGUCAAAUUCUUUGUCAAUGACAUUUCUAUUCUUAUGCACAACCAGACCCGUCACCAGUAUUACCUCCAGCUCAGGAGAGACCUUUUGGACGACAGGCUCUCCUGCCACGAGGAGACGGCUCUGUACCUGGGAGCGCUGGCCCUGCAGACGGAGUAUGGAGACUGCAUGUCUGAGGCUUAUGGUAGGAACUACUACCGCCCCGACCAGUACGUCUCCAAGAGUGUGAUGGAGAAACGUGCCUUGCCUUACAUUCAGGCGGAGCUGCUGCGACUUCACAUGAGCAAUGCCCAGAUGCUCCAUGAGGAGUCAGAGCUCGAGUUUCUCAAGGUGUGUCAGCAGUUGCCUGAAUACGGCGUCUUCUUCCACCGUGCGGUGCGUGAGAGGAAGCCUUCGGAGGAAGGGAUAAUCCUUGGAGUCUGUGCCAGAAGAAGAACAACAACAACAUAGUUGGAGAAACCAAACAGCCACUACACAGAAGGAUGUCUCAGCACAGAUGGAACAACACAUCAGGCCCAGUUUCAGCAGUGGAAUGAAGUUCACAUUCUGGACAGAGGAGGAGGAGAGUAACCUCACUGUUCUACCUCGCUACCUCCCAUUUAGACACAUGUAGUCUGUCUUAUUACAACUGACUUUCGUGCCUCCUCAUUCCAGAGGAAACCUCCACCUCUCCAGCUGUUCCUCCACCUGCUCUCUACUCUCACUGCAGAUCAAACAUCAUUGUCCAGGGAGAUUCCUGUGUGACCUCGUCUGUCAGCCUGUUCAUCAGCAUAGCAAACAAGAAGGGACUCAAAGCUGAUUGUUGGUUUAGUUUGAACUAACAGAGUGGUGAAGACUGAAGGAAGUAAUUCAGUUUAAACAACGCUUGAAUCGUCUUUAAGAAUAUGAUUUGUAAAAUAUGAUUGUUUGACAGUAUGAAAGGCAGCUGCUUGACUUUUUUUGUAGAAUGGAAUCACGGUGAAAUCAUCUAAACACAUCUGGAUCCUAAGUUUUAGUUACUGCUUUGUUCUUUGUUAAAUCAGCCCAUGAGUCACAAAAUCAACACAACAUCACUCGUUGAUAUGAAUCUGUGUUUACUUUAAAGGAUGUGAUCCAGAACAGACCAUACUGUAUGCUGUGUAUUUAAUUUAAUUUAUUUUUAGCACCAAACGCUCUGUAUUUACACUUUUAAUCCCUAAAAGUAGUCUGAAGACUCGCUUUGUUGUGUUCCCUCUGUUUUGACCUGACUAACUACCACCAUCCGUCAUCACCUGUGAUUUGCCCUCAGUCUGCACAUAUCUUCUGCUCAUGUCCUUAGACCUCUAGGCAAUUGGACAAGAUUAGAAAGGCUCAGUGCAAUAAGAAGUCUGUGAUAGCUAAGUUCUUUGAUACAGAAAAAGCAUAUUAUAUGUGGUAAAGGGAAGGUUUAUUAAUUAAAUUACAGUAUUAUGAGAACAAUUUCAGUUCAAUUAAGAAAAAAAUUAGCAAUUGUUAUUUAGUUGAGAAUGGGACACCACAGGGAAGUAUUAUCCAGUGUUGUUUUCA
Molecule: messenger RNA, 2117 nt
Organism: Betta splendens (Siamese fighting fish)
Lineage: Eukaryota; Metazoa; Chordata; Actinopteri; Anabantiformes; Osphronemidae
Product: tyrosine-protein phosphatase non-receptor type 13-like
Exons: 5
Coding region: 630-1043 (137 amino acids)
Cellular component (GO): cytoskeleton
Source: RefSeq, a predicted model, not a curated record